This is a messenger RNA of Purpureocillium takamizusanense, 1711 nucleotides long. RefSeq lists its product as uncharacterized. NCBI's taxonomy places the organism in Eukaryota, Fungi, Ascomycota, Sordariomycetes, Hypocreales, Ophiocordycipitaceae. The record is from RefSeq and is a predicted model, not a curated record. The transcript has 2 exons. The coding region runs from base 524 to 1624 and encodes 366 amino acids.
CCUAGAGUGAGGCCCGAUUCCGUCGCAUCUCUUUGAUGACGAGCGAGCCGUGGAUUAACUCCGCAUUUGCCGAGGUGCAAAGAUCCCUUUGUUGUCGUCAACCCGUGUUGGGCGACGUUCGAGUUUGCCCCUCUCCGUCCAGCCGCCGUCCUUUUCAUCCUUUGUAGAAGCGCGGAAUGAGUCUGGAGUCAGAGAGCGGCCAAAGCGUGCGAGCCCGCGGGAAAUAUUGGCUUGCUUUCCUUUAUUUGUCAUGGCGUUCCUUUGCGCCGCCAACGUGUUGUCGUCGCCAAUGACGGCCUGCCCGAAGUGAGGCUGCAGGCGUCAAAGAGUCGCCGGCAUGACGGGGGCGCUCGGGACCGAGGUGACUUACGAGAUGACUUUGUGAGCCGACUUAAAGACUGGCUGCGUACAUAUGUCCUUGUCUUAGCGAUAACCCCUCGUUGUCGAAAGCGGGCCGUAUACGCCUUGGUCUUGCUCCCCCUGCGCCACUUCAACCAUUGCCAAUAGUUGUUGACAAGUCGCCAUGAUCCUCGGGAGUCAGUCAAAGCCUAGGCCGUCCGUGGGCCUCAUACAUACCGGAGCCUUUACUCUCAAGGCAGCCUCGUACCGCCGAGAUAGUGCACUACAGGACGAGGUCUUUUGGUCGCCUGGGCCGGCCCGGAGUGGUCCAUCGACGACGUCCCGUGAACACGAUAAUGACUCCGUCAUGCAAGACAAAAGUCCCGUCGCAAUAACUAAAUAUGAAGCAUCAGAGUCAGCUGCCACAAUCAGCCCUACAUCUCCUGAUCACCCUCGAUCAGAGCCAUCACUUACCCUACCCCGGAUCGAGGACCUCCACGUACAGGACAAGGGGUCGGACGACCUCGCACAACAGACGCCCAUCAUCGCCAGCCCUAUGGCAGCCGGCACGCUAGCAUAUCGCAGAAGACAAGUCGUCAAGCCCUUGACGGCGUCCGCCCGGAACCUGUACUUCCAGCGCUUCCGCGAGGGCCUCUGGCGUCGAGGCUCGCAGGACUUUGGCAACUGCGAGCACGCGGAUGUCUUCGUGUCGGCGGCCGAACUUCGCCGGCUGUCCGGUGCCACCAACGGUGACGUGGCGGCAGACAAGAGCCAGCUGUCUGUCCGCGUGGUCAUUCAUUCCAAGGACCGGAGCCCGCGCGGCCUGAAGCGAGAGUUUGACCUGGUCUCGCUUCGUGCCACAAUUCCCGAGCCGCUGGCGUCACCGCGCUCGCCCAACUUUGAUCGCGCAUCGCUCCUUUCCGUCCUCGAUAGCGACGGGGCAACCUCGCCUUGUGAGUCGCCGGUUCUACCCCCGGCGCCAGGCCGCGUGAGCGACGAGAGGAAAGACUCCUCGCAACGCGGCCCAGGGCCACCGGCGGACCGGCGUCAUCAUUGUGCGGGAUGGAGACCUGUACCUAUGCACCUCCAAUAUGCACGAUCCCAUCUCCCCGUCCUGGCGGCCAUCAUGAUGUCAGAGCAGGUGCGGAAGGGAGACGUGAUAGAGCUUCCCUUGCCGCACCCGCGGGCGUGGGCCGAGACUGUGGCUUUCGUGUACACUGGCGAGGAGGAGCUUUUGACCGAGCACGUUAAGCGAAAUAUCGUGUAUCUGGGCGGGAAGGUGUGAGGGCCAUGCGCAGGUCGAUACGACGUCAUGUCACUCUAAUACUUUGAAGACCACAGACUCUACAUUCCGGGACUUGUUCUGUUUUCA